Molecule: messenger RNA, 5174 nt
Organism: Lepisosteus oculatus (spotted gar)
Lineage: Eukaryota; Metazoa; Chordata; Actinopteri; Semionotiformes; Lepisosteidae
Gene: nek7
Product: NIMA-related kinase 7
Biological process (GO): peptidyl-serine phosphorylation
Cellular component (GO): nucleus
Molecular function (GO): protein serine/threonine kinase activity; ATP binding
Source: RefSeq, a predicted model, not a curated record
UGCUGGGAUGUUUACAUUACUGGCACUGAGCAGGAAUGGGGAGCAGCUGAGGCACAAUCCCUCAACACAAAUCACACUUUUCAACUAACUUUAGAAGUUCAGACGGUAAAAUUUUAAAUCCGAAUGGUAGGCUGCCACGCAGAAGCGGCCCACGAACUCCACUGCAGACCUUGAAAAAAGUAAUCGAAAAGGCAACCGCCAUCAGAAGUCCCAGCAGUGAAAACACACCACUUCCUGAGGUGAAAAGGACUCAACUCCUGUCACCAUGGAUGCACAACCACAAGGCCAGCAGGCUGCGGUUCCUCUAUUUCAGCCACAGAAGCCUUUGCAGCCAGAUAUGGGGCACAAUUCACUAGCAAAUUUUCAGAUUGAGAAGAAGAUUGGACGAGGACAGUUUAGCGAGGUUUAUCGAGCAAGAUAUUUGCUAGACAAUACAUCAGUAGCUCUGAAAAAAGUGCAGAUAUUCGACUUGAUGGAUGCCAAAGCUCGGCAAGAUUGCAUCAAAGAAAUAGAUCUCCUUAAGCAAUUGAACCAUCCAAAUGUAAUUAAAUAUUAUGCAUCAUUCAUUGAAGACAAUGAGCUAAAUAUAGUCCUGGAACUCGCAGAUGCCGGAGACCUUUCACGAAUGAUAAAGCAUUUCAAGAAACAGAAGAGGUUAAUUCCAGAGAGGACAGUCUGGAAGUAUUUUGUUCAACUUUGCAGUGCCUUGGAACACAUGCAUUCUCGGCGUGUCAUGCACAGAGAUAUAAAACCAGCUAAUGUGUUCAUUACUGCCACUGGGGUAGUAAAAUUAGGAGACCUGGGACUUGGUAGGUUCUUCAGCUCCAAGACUACAGCAGCACAUUCUUUAGUGGGUACCCCUUAUUACAUGUCUCCAGAGAGGAUACAUGAAAAUGGAUAUAACUUCAAAUCUGACAUUUGGUCACUAGGCUGCUUGCUCUAUGAGAUGGCUGCCCUGCAGAGCCCUUUUUACGGAGACAAGAUGAAUCUCUACUCUCUCUGCAAAAAGAUUGAACAGUGCGAUUAUCCACCCCUCCCUUCCGAUCACUACUCAGAAGAGCUGAGAAAGUUAGUAGAUAUGUGUAUCAACCCCGAUCCGGAGAAGCGACCUGAUAUAACCUACGUGUACGACAUAGCAAAACGGAUGCAGGCAAUUACACUUGGCAGCUAAGUCAUUCAUCAAGAAUGAAGAAAAAAGCAGAAAAGUUGAUAUUUUUCCGCAUCCGAUCUACUCCCCAAAGCGAGAACUGAUGGAGACGUACCAAGUCCUUCAAAUAUAUUUUAUCUCAUUUCCAUUGAGUACAACAUUACUUUAAUGAAGGCUGUAGAGGAUAAGCAACCGGUGUUGUUCUUAGGCAGUUUUUCCUUUCAACCAUUCAGACAUUACUUAAAUCGAUCAUAAGAUCAUUGAGAAUAAACAUUCAUUAGAGUUUGAAUACCACACUUUUAAUUUUCAUAACCAGAUUACUAUACAGCCUGCAUGUAUUGACUUACUCAUGUAAAGGAUCUUAAAUUCCUGUGCAGGUAUGGAAAAGCUUUUUUAUGUCUAUUUAUUGCUGAGUUUUUUUUUUUGUUCGUUUGACAUGUCGAAAUCAUCAGUUUUAUUUAAAUACCCUAAUGAGAAAUGCAAAGUCUAACUACCUUAGAGAAAUCUGCAAUAGCUGUGAUUUAGUAUUACACUGUCUACUUUAUAAAAAAUAAAUCUGGAUCCUGAUGUGGUGUGAAGCUACUUUUAUCUGGUACUGCAUUAAUUCAGUGGCGAUGUUCUGCCAGUUAAUAUUUUUUAAAACAUGUUUUUCAUUGGAUCUUUGAUCUGACCUGCUAUCGAUGAAGUCAUCUGUACAUGAUAGAUGUAAAAUAUUAAGAAAAGCAACAGAUUCCUAAUUUGGCUUUGUUUAUGGACUUGUUUUAGGCAUGAAUUACAAACCUGAAAUGCAUCCAGCCUGGAAUUAAAACAUUUGCCAAGAGUGAAGUAAUUAAUUUAAUUAAGUAGAUCACCUAUUCUGAUGUUGCUGUUGUCUUGAUCAUUUUACAUUGUUUUCCCAUAGGCCUUUCUGUAUUUUGAGCAUAUAUAAUUAAUGAUGAGUAAAUAAAGAAAUGCAAAAUAAAAAAACCUUAAAAGCAUAGAUUUUUUUUACUCCAAUAAUUGAUACAGUCUUGUUUUAAAGGCAUAUGGGCCUUUAGUUCCUUUGGUGCCUUACAGUUAUACCCUAAAAAGGGUAAUUGUAUAACAUCAUGAUUUUACCUCCAUGAUUGUGUUUCUUAGUCUAAACUAUUCAUUGUUGCUAAUUUUGUAAUUUUGCCUAUAGUGAAACUUGUUUUGUGUUACAAACUCCUGUAACUUAGUGUAUGAUUAGACAAACCUUAACAUUUUCACCCUAAAUUAUUAAAUAAAAGAGAUUUACUUUUGCUACAGGUUUCUGAUCCCUGAGGUUAUAGCCCUGUUAAAAAAGAUGCUAGCUAUCUAUAAGCCUCUCACCUACUCAGUAUUCAAUUCCUUACAAAAGUCUGUACAACACAUUAGCCCUAGGUACAUCUGUUUAACAUUAAAAUUCUAGAGGGCUCUCCUGUAUGAUUGUUUAUAGUCAUAUGAUAAUUUUUGCUAACAGUUACUUUCUCUUUGUUUUUGAAUCCAUAGCAAGGCUAUACUUGCUACAGACACAACGCUGGUGUUUUAAAAUAAGAAAAACUGGUCUAGAUGUACAGUAGGUGCUGCAAUAAGUCUUCCAUCAGAAAACCUUAAAUUAAUGUACGAUUGGGGAUUUUAGAAACAUCUGAAAGAACAUUAUCACAGCUCAUUAAAUUACCAGCAGCUGUAAAAUGACUGAUUACAAAUUUAAAUUAAUAAUGUCCCCUUCGAUACUAAUUAACUACGUAGAGAUUGCUUUUCAAAAACAUCCUAUAAUAUUGUAUUGGUUCUGCAUCUUACACUGAAUAAUCUUAUAGAAUAUCCAAAUUUUUUAGGGUUAUUAAGCCUUAAAGAUGUAGGCAGAUACUACUACUUCCAUUAGACUACAGCAGACUUCAUUAUAUAUUCAGUUCUUUAGUGUUUAGCACCUCCCAUUUGUUAAUGACUUUUAAAUUCACUGCAGAAGAAUGAAAAAAUCCAGUCUUACAUCUUCUAACAAAAAACAAGAAAGUAAUGUAACAUUUGAUAGUCUUUUCUGAAGUUCAUAUCAUAUUGUGAUUGCUUUUUACGUUUAUCACAGAUCAUUUAUCUAAAUUGGGUAUAACAAAAAAGUAGUUUAUCUGUCAUUCAGAUUCCUUUUAAAAUUACAAUAUUAACUACAUUGGAUUACAUUUUUUAGGAAAUUAAACUUGAAAGUAAUAUUAGAUUUAAAAAAGGCUCCAAGAAACACUAAUAUUUCAAUGUACUUCAAUGUAUUUUUUAACCUUCUUCGUGGUUCUCCAUCUGCAUAAUGGCAAUUUUGCAAUUAUGCAAUUUUUUAUCCUCACUCCAAAUUCCCAGGUUUUGUAACUGAAAUUGAACACAUGCAUGCUUAUGUGAGUUUGUUCCAUGAGAUGUAAUUCACAGGUUUAGUGUCAUGUAAAAAGAUGCAUAAUAAUAAUGCAGAUCACUUUUGUAGGAACUAAAGGUAGUUCUGCAUUACAGAUGUUCCAACACUCAGUACAGUAACAAGCCUUUGCACAGUUGGUUGGUAAUAGGUAUGAAUAAAAUAAAAAUGAGCAUUAGAAAACUAACUAUUUAGAUCAGCGUAACAUUAGCAUCUUCACAUGUAACUUAUUUAGUACUGUUUCUCUGCUAAUAUUUCCACGUGUAGUCUCAAUGAGCAUAGCUCGUUAUAUUAAUUUACAUUCUAGGGCAAAGAAUAGAAGGAAAGUAGGAAUUAUUAACAUUGGAGUUAAAUAUCGGACUACCUUUUAUGUGGUUGAUAUUGCUCUCAACAGCAAUCCAUUAGCAAAUUUACAUUAGUCUUCAUUUAUUACUGGACAAUACCGGUAGGUACUUUUCCUUUUUUUAAUUGUUGCCUCUUAAAAUGACACAUUUUCUAUUUAUUAUAGCUUUUGUGGUUCUUAAAAAAAAAUGAGAUGCCUGAUUCAUGUUAUUGUAUCUGGUACAUCCCCAUCCGAAGACAUUCUGGCGUGUUGCCUUACUUUUGUAGCUGAUACUGUAUUGUCAGAACAUGUAUUAGACAGUUGUGGGUUCUAAUACUAGACUUAUAGGCAUCCCUGGGGUUAAAAUGCUUAUAAGUAGCCCUUUUAUAAAACAUUAAGUACUUGCAUUCUAGCUAAUAUUUUGCUGAUCAGAUACUGCAAAGCACCAUUGUCUGCAAAUUGUAGGUGUUGCUGUGAUUAUACCACAUGUAUCUUGGUAUUUAUUUUAACAACAACAAUAGGUAAAAAUGUUAUAAAUGUAUUAAAAUGUUUAUUAUUCUAAUUGAAUGUAUUAUGUUGUAACCAAUGCAUUUUUUUCUGUUUUAUUCUUGUUUUGGUAGUACUGUAACAGUGUUGAUUCCUGUUAACCUGUUGCCUUGAAAAGUAAUGUAUUUUUGUUAUGCUUAAAUAUAGACACUGAAACAAGUUAUGUUAGUUUCAUGUGCUGUUGUUAUAAGUAUAUACAUUUUCCAAAAGCAACACCUUAAAAAAAAACUCAAAAUUCCAUGAAGUUGACAGUGGAACCAAGGUACACAUUUUCACAUACAGUACGUGAAUUUUCCUGUGCAUUUUACUGCACACAUGUAUGUGUUUUGUUUAGUUACGAAAACAGAAAACAGUGACACCAAAGAACGUUAUUUGGAAACUUAAACCUAGUUUUUAGUUUAAGUUUCAGUGCUUUUUGUCUCAAAACCAUUGUAGUUCCAUUUUAUUUUAGUUUCCUUUGUAUUGCAAAAUUGGUUUCAUAAUUAAACAUGUCAAGAUUAGUUGACAUAUACUGUAUAAUGACAGUAUAGAAAUAAAAUCUUUCAAUUGCUCUUGAUUGCUUUCAGAGUUCUUUUAUUAGGAAACUGCCUUUGUUUCUGAGGUUAAAAGUGUGCGUCUUUACAUUUAAAGAAUUGUGAUCUGUAAAUGCAGAAAUUUAUAUAUAUGAUCACGUGGACAAGCAUAUAUAUAUAUGUAAUCCUUGUAAUAUGGUUCUAAUCUUAUAGUAAGGAAGUAAUGUAAAGCACCGUUUCCAAUGUGUUUUUAAACAAUACAUCACAUUUUUUUACUUA